Entrophospora sp. SA101 is the source of this 897-nucleotide messenger RNA. The record is from the annotation of a GenBank genome assembly. Lineage: Eukaryota; Fungi; Glomeromycota; Glomeromycetes; Entrophosporales; Entrophosporaceae.
AUGCUUUGGCAAUGGAAAUCAAUCAACAUAAAUCAAGAGAAGAAUCAACAAAUAAAAUUGGAUGAAGAAAUUUUGAUACUUGAAGAAAAAGACAAAUUUCUUAGUGGUAUUUUAGAAAAACGUAGUAAUCAAUUAGAAAAGGUUUUAUUGGUUGUUAAUGAAAUUCAAACAGAAAUACAAAAUGACAAAGAACAGUAUGAACAAAUACUUGAAGAUAAUGAUGAACAUGUCAAUACACCAUCUUCUGUUAGAAGUGAAUUUAUUUCGCCAGUUGAAAAUAAUUCACCAAAUUUAUCACCUCAACAAUUGUUGAAUGAUAUAAAUGACAUAUCAUCAUCAAACUUAAUACAAAACGAUGUUAAUAUGUUAGAUGCCCAACCUUCAAAUAACAAUGAUAAUAACAAUGAUGAUGAUACAAGCAUACUAAGCUCCCACACAUUAGGUGAUAAAAAUAAUGAAAAAAUGGAUGAAGAUGAUGUAGCUGCUACCGAUGAAAUUGGAAUGGAUGAAGAUGAUGUAGCUGCUGCUGAUGAAAUUGAAAGCAGUGAGGAUGACAGUAAUGAAAUAGUAGAAGAUGUAAUAGAUUCUAAUUUUACUGUAAAAAGGAAAAAGGAAACUUUUUCAGGUGAUGAAGAGGAAGAGGAUAGAUUAAAAAUGUUAUUCAUUACCUCUCUUGGAGUUUGUGGAGGUAGGAAAGGUGCAUCCUUACACCCAUUCUAUUUUGAAUUGAAUAAUCUUUUCUAUUUCGCUCACGAGCCUAUGUUUCAUAUAUUGAAGGAUGAAAUUCACAAUAUUAAAAUAGGUGUUGCUGUUGGAGCUUAUGAUCAUUUUUCAUCUUCGUUGGUAGUAUCUUGCCAUAAGCAAAAAAGACAGAAAUCAUUAUUAGUAAAGCCUUAG